Molecule: messenger RNA, 2457 nt
Organism: Thyridium curvatum
Lineage: Eukaryota; Fungi; Ascomycota; Sordariomycetes; Thyridiales; Thyridiaceae
Exons: 1
Coding region: 1-2457 (818 amino acids)
Biological process (GO): dephosphorylation
Molecular function (GO): phosphatase activity
Source: RefSeq, a predicted model, not a curated record
AUGGAGAUCAUACAGGUCUGUAUUGCACUAUAUAAAUCUUGGCCUCUCUUCUUCCCUGCUUACUGGGUGUUGACGCAGACCAUCGAGAACGUCCAUGCUGUCUCGGGCGGGACGCCCACAUUGGGCACCCUCAAACUGUCCAACUUCCACAUCAUCUUUUGCGCACCCUUCCCUGUUGCCAAAGAGCCAUCCCAGACCCAGGAAUCCCGGCCGCCCCGACAAAGAGAAUCUUGGAUAACUUAUCCCAUCAUCUCCCACUGUACCUUCCGACCGACGCCUCCGACCAGCGGCAUCCCCUCCACUAUUCGCAUACGGUGUCGUGACUUUAACUUUGUCACGUUCAACUUCACUGACGACAAGCAAGCAAAAGAGGCCUUCGAGUUCAUCCGCAACCGUACUUGUCGCCUAGGCGGCAUCGAUAAACUCUAUGCCUUCCAUUACACGCCUGCAAAGCAAGAGAAGGGUUUCAACGGGUGGGAUCUAUACGACGCAAGGGCAGAGUUCCGCCGUCAAGGCAUCAGUGAGAAGUCGUCAGACAAAGGCUGGAGGAUAUCGACAAUCAACCAGGAUUACGCCUUCUCUCCGACCUAUCCGGCGCUGCUAGCGGUCCCCUCAAAGAUAUCGGAUAAUGUACUCAAGUACGCUGCCAACUUCCGGUCGCGCGCCCGCAUUCCCACGCUCUCCUACUAUCACCCCGUGACCAACUGUACCAUUACCAGGAGCUCCCAGCCUUUUGUAGGCCUGAGGAAUAACAGAAGUAUCCAAGAUGAGCGCUUGGUCGGGGCCUGCUUCUACCCUUCAACAGACUUUAUGAGCAGUCCCGCCAAUGGUCAGACUGAUGGCAGCCCUGCAUCAAGCCAGCAAGACCUAGCAGCCCUGCCACAAGCAGACUCGGAUCUUUCAGAGACCGAGAGAUUGGAAGAGGACAUGCUCACCGCACCCGAGAUCAUCUAUGACGAAGAAACCGGUCAACGGAUAGUCGGUGCUCGGCGCGAUAAUCUCAUUGUCGACGCACGCCCGGCCAUCAACUCGUACGCGAUGCAAGCGAUCGGAUACGGUUCCGAAAAUAUGGAGUACUACAAAUCCGCAAAGAAGGUGUUCCUUAGUAUCGACAACAUCCACGUGAUGAGAGACUCCCUCAACAAGGUGAUAGACGCAAUCAAGGAUGCCGACAUCUCCCCUUUCGCUUGCAACAGAGAACUGCUGGCCAAGAGCGGCUGGCUGAAACACAUUACCGGCAUCUUGGAUGGCUCGCAGAUAAUAGCACGGCAGGUCGGCGUCCACGCCGCCCACGUACUGAUCCAUUGCUCCGAUGGCUGGGACCGAACAAGCCAGCUCAGCGCUCUGUCACAGAUUAUGCUCGACCCCUACUAUCGGACCAUUGACGGGUUCAUCAUUCUCGUGGAGAAAGAUUGGCUGUCGUUUGGUCACAUGUUCCAACAACGCUCCGGCUUCCUGAAUCACGACAAGUGGUUUAUCUCGCAGAGUGAUGCGAUGGCCGGAGCAAGGAUAGAACCCGGGGAAAAUGAUGGACGAAAUGACGCAAUCGAAAAUGCAAUGGCCAGUGCGAAGCGCUUCUUUAGGAGAGGGCAAGAGAAGGAUGAGUCUGAUGCGGACAGUGCGGCGAUAUCAGAUGAGCCAACAGCGAAACAAGCACCAAUUACGGACAAUCAGGCUACUCGCCCAAAGGAAAUAAGCCCAGUGUUUCACCAGUUCCUGGAUGCCACAUAUCAGCUUCUGAGACAGCAUCCCAACCAGUUUGAGUUCAAUGAACGGUUCCUGCGUCGGCUAUUGUAUCACCUCUACUCUUGCCAGUACGGGACCUUUCUCUACAACAAUGAGCGUCAGCGCCGGGAUGCCAAGGUGAAGGAACGGACGUCCUCAGUCUGGGACUACUUCCUGUCCCGCCGCCAGGAGUUCACGAAUCCGGAAUACGACCCGAACAUUGACGAGCACACAAAGGGCAAGGAACGUCUCAUUUUCCCACGGCUCAAAGAAGUCCGUUGGUGGCACCAGGUCUUCAAUCGAACCGACGAGGAUAUGAAUGGGGGCAUCAAUGCGGCCCAGCUUCACGCCGAGAAGAUCGCGACGUAUCAAUCAGCAUCCCCUCUUGCCUUCAGCCCCAAGUCGAACGGCAGCGCUGCGAAUAGUCAGCCCGGUUCGCCGCGAAGAGGCACCAGCCCUCGACCCCCGGGUCUUCCAACGAGCCAGUCCGUUCUUAGCGGUGUCGAGACGGCGCAUGCCAUGCUCACACCAGGAUCAGCCUCGACGCCUUCACUUACUAAGAGUGCCUCAGCGGGUGCUGCUGAUCCCGGAGCUUUCGCAACCCUGCGGGAGGGCAUCGCAGGUCUAGGCAUAGGACAAAAGGUUGGCGGCGUCUUGGGCGGCCGGGGGAAUGCGGCCAGCAAGGAUAAGGACGGUGCCGGGUUUACAUCGCAAGACCAGGAAUUAACGUAG